UGAAUAUGGGAAACUGCCGGCUGCGCACUGCGAGAGAAUGAGAAAGGGAGGGGAAGAGCGAGAGAGUCAGAGAUAGGAAAAAAGAAAAAAGCUGCAGUUGAGCUGUGCGUGUUUCACCUUGUGAAAAACAGGAAGAUAGGCGUUGUAACCCACCUGCUCCGUAUUGUCUGUCGCGUUAGACGACCCCGAAGACGCCGGGCCGACUGUACCCCUCCUCGCAUGGCCAAGGAACUUCAUGAACUAUCUGCCUGGUGGAUUCGAGUCUUAGAAAUAAAACCUUUUUGAUUUUCUGAGACAGAUGACCGAUGCAAUUACAAUCCGACACAGCUGAAAGCAUACACACAAAGAUGACAUGCCCACCCACCACCCUUGAUGUCCCAAGCAUGGAGGAGGGUCACAGGAAAUAAGCAACUCAAGGUGACACCAGGUCCAUAUGGUUCUGCUUGUGUGUGGACCCUGCCAUGCCUCCCGCUAUGACCGAUAUCCUGGACAUUUGGGCGGCCGACUCACAGCUCUCCAAUGAGGACUAUGUCUCUGUGGACUUCCUGCUCCCCACUGGUAUCUACAUCCAGAUGGAGGUGCCCCGCGAAGCCACCAUACAGCACAUUAAGCUGCUCCUAUGGAAGCAGGCGCAGUCCUACCCCCUGUUCAGCUUCCUGGGGGAGAUGGAGUCCCACAUGUUCGAGUGUGUGAACCAGUCCGCCGUUCACGAGGAGCUGGAGGACGAGACGCGGCGACUCUGUGACGUCCGGCCCUUCCUGCCUGUGCUCAAGCUGGUCACCCGCAACUGCGGCCGCGCUGAGCGCCUGCUGGACUCCAAGAUCGGCGUGCUCAUCGGGAAAGGUCUCCAUGAGCUGGACGCUCUCCAGGACCAGGAGGUGAAGGACUUCCGCUCCAAGAUGCAGCGCAUCAGCGAGGAGAAGAUGCAGCGCAUGCAGAUGAUGACCUGGAUGGAGUGGCUGCAGAGCUGCUUCUCUCCGCAGCUGGAGAGCGGGGCCGCCGAGGGGCCACAGGACAGGGCCUGCGAGGCCACCCUGAAGGUCACCAUGCACUUCGACCAGUCCCAGGACACAGCCAGCCUGAAGGUGUCCCCCUACAUCACGCCCAACGAGCUGACGGAGCAGGCGGUGCGGAAGUGGCUGACCACUCACGGGCCGGAGGAGGAGGGCAGCUGCAGCGAGUACGUGCUGCGCGUCAGUGGCAAGCUGGAGUUCCUGUUCGGGGACCGCUCCCUCAUCCACUACAAGUACAUAAAGACGUGCAUGAUGGCGAAGGAGAGCCCCCACCUCACCCUGGUGCAUAACAGCACAGUUAAGGCUAUGUUUGAGAAGGAGAUCACGGCCAUCGGAGCAGUGGUCAACCGCAAGACCUCCAACCCUCCGCUGCCUCUGCCGCCCAAGAGGAGAGGACCAUCUCAAAUGCAGAUGUGCGUGUGGGACGUCCAGGCGCCGUUUAAGAUUGUGUUGGUCAAAGGAAGCAAGGUCAACGCGGAGGAGACGGCCAAGGUGCAGGUGCGGGCGGGGCUGUUCCAUGGCACGGAGCUCCUGUGCAAGCCGGCCGUGAGCCUCGAGAGCAGCGGGCGAAGUGAGCACGUGUGGAAAUGCACGCUGGACUUCGACAUCUCCGUCAGCGACCUGCCGCGCAUGGCCCGCCUCUGCUUCGCCAUCUACGCCGUCAUGGACAAGGUCAAGAAGCAGAGGUCCACCAAGAACACCCACGCCAACAAGUCCCAGACCAUCCGCAAGGCCGGAAAAGUGCACUAUCCUAUUGCCUGGGUCAACACCAUGGUGUUCGACUACCGAGGACAGCUGAAGACCGGAGACAUCACUCUGCACAGCUGGUCUUCCUUUCCUGAUGAACUUGAAGAGAUGCUGAAUCCCAUUGGCACUAUACAGACCAACCCAUACACUGAGAAUGCUACUGCUUUGCACAUCCAGUUCCCUGAGUACUCCUCCUGCCCUGUCAUCUUCCCUCCAUUCGACAAGAUAUUGGAAAAAGCUGCAGAGAUUGCCCGUGGCAGUGACUGCAUGCCUAUGGUGGGGCGAGGGGGUAAGAAGUUCCAUAUUGAGCUGAAGGAGAUCAUGGAGAGGGAUCCCCUGUCCCAGCUGUGUGAGAAUGAAAAGGACCUCAUCUGGACACUACGCUACGACUGCAGGGAGAACUUCCCCCAGUCCCUUCCCAAGCUGCUGCUGUCUGUCAAAUGGAGCAAACAUGAGGAUAUGGCACAGCUCCAGGCUCUGCUGCAGAUCUGGCCCAAGCUGAGCCCUCGGGACGCCCUGGAGCUGCUAGACUUUAACUACCCCGACCAGUACGUGCGGGAGUACGCUGUGGGCUGCCUGAAGGACAUGAGCGACGAGGAGCUGUCCCAGUACCUCCUGCAGCUGGUCCAGGUGUUGCGCUAUGAACCCUACUAUGACUGCGCCCUGUCCCGCUUCCUGCUGGAUCGCGCCCAGGCCAACCGCAAAAUCGGACACUUCCUGUUCUGGCAUUUGAGGUCGGAGAUCCACAUGCCCGCCGUCUCUGUGCAGUUUGCCCUGAUUCUGGAGGCCUACUGUCGUGGAAGCAUCCCUCAUAUUGAGGUCCUUAAGAAACAGGUGGAGGCGUUGAACAAGCUGAAGGCGGUGAACGAGCUGAUCAAACUGGGCACCAUAAAAAACGCCCGCAACAAGACCAAGGAGGCCAUGCUGACCAAAGAAGCCAUGAUGACAUGUCUGAGACAGACGGGCUACGCCGAAACGCUGUCCGACCUGCACUCCCCUCUCAACCCCAGUGUCCUCCUCUCAGGGAUCAACGUGGAGAAGUGCAGAUACAUGGACUCAAAAAUGAAGCCCUUGUGGAUUGUGUAUAACAACAAGCUGCUGGGGGGCGACACGCUGGGAAUCAUCUUCAAGAACGGAGACGACCUGCGGCAGGACAUGCUCACCCUACAGAUCUUGCGCUUGAUGGAUCUGCUGUGGAAGGAGGCCAACUUGGACCUCAGAAUUGUGCCUUACGGCUGCCUAGCAACAGGGGACCGCUCCGGGCUGAUCGAGGUGGUCUCUGCAGCGGAGACCAUCGCGAACAUUCAGCUGACCAGCUGCAACGUGGUGGCCACAGCUGCCUUCAACAAGGACGCCCUGCUCAACUGGCUCAAGGAGAAGAACUCUGGAGAUGCUCUGGACCGCGCCAUUGAGGAGUUUACCCUGUCGUGUGCAGGCUACUGUGUAGCCACCUACGUGUUGGGCAUCGGGGACCGGCACAGCGACAACAUCAUGGUGCGGAGCACUGGGCAGCUCUUUCACAUCGACUUUGGACAUAUCCUCGGGAACUUCAAAUCUAAGUUCGGGAUCAAAAGGGAACGGGUCCCUUUCAUCCUCACGCACGACUUCAUCCACGUCAUCCAGCAGGGCAAGACGAGCAACACUGAGAAGUUCGGCAGUUUUCGACAGUACUGUGAGGAGGCCUACCUCAUCCUCAGGAGAAAUGGAAACCUCUUCAUCACCCUGUUUGCCCUGAUGCUCACCGCCGGACUGCCAGAGCUCACCUCCGUCAAAGACAUCCAGUAUUUGAAGGACUCGCUGGCCCUGGGGAAGACGGACGAGGAGGCGCUCAAGCAGUUCCGGCAGAAGUUCGACGAGGCGCUGAGAGAGAGCUGGACCACCAAAGUGAACUGGAUGGCGCACAACGUGGCCAAAGACAACCGGUCCUAGCGCCGGGCGGCAGACCGCUGAGCAAACAGGGCUGUAAAGAAGGGAAGCGAGGGGGCGGAGCACCCUGCCAGUGACCCCAGACCUGCACUCUAAGCUACUCCUGCUUCCUCAUGGACCCUGCCCGGGACAACACCUGCUGUUCCUUUCCCCCUCCCUCAUCCUGUGACAUAUCUGUGCGUAGUGGGUAAUCGGAGAGUUGCUGAAUUUGCACGCUGGUAGAGGGUGCUGCUGGUCCCGUUAGGUCCCUGUGUCGUGUUGUAAAUGAGCACCCACGGGAGAGGGAUGGCAAACUGUCUGCUCUCACAUGACGAGUUACACUGUAGCGAUUCCCCCGGGAUCCGAGGCUUUAUCUGAGCUGGAGUCAAAGAGAAAAAUAGGGGAUUGAACAACAGAGUUGCAGAACCGCUGGAGCUCUGUGUAGCAUUGAAGAUCUCAUGCAGAGAAAGAAUGUCUACUGAGGUCAGAGGUCAUAGGUCACUGGGUGAGCUACAAAGGAGACCUGCUCACCGUUGAGAUCGGAAGGGGUCGGUACCUCCCUCUUCAUCCGAAGGGCUGGUGACCAGCACAGUUCAUGGACACAGUUUAAAAAAAUCCGUGUCUUAAACGACGACAAAAUGUACACACCUUAGCAAAGUGCAUUUUCUAACUGUUCACUGCAAUGCCUCUUUUUUGGAAGAUUACAAAUGCGUGCCUCAGACUGUGGGGAUUUUUUUUUUUUGUUUGUUUUUUUUUUUUUUUUUUUUAAGAUGUGUAUGUGCCAGACUACUUCACAAGCACCGCGAAACGGAGAGCCCUGAGCCUUGGUCCGGGUUCAGAUCGCGGGCGCCAACCGGACCGCUAAACACUGGAAUAUUAAACCGCAGAGACACUGCUGAGUCUGGUUCAGAACAUUUCACCCCAGAGAGGAGUGGCUUUUGAACAUGUAUUUUCACUUAACACUUUUAAAAGUGCUUUUAAAAUGAAGAUUUUAAAGAUCGUUUGUGUGAGACUGGGAGUGUGGAAGCAGAAAGCAUGUUGCCAGGUUUUUUGAGCUGUUUACCGGCCCCAUUCAAAUGUUGAGCUCUGUGAUCAGCCCUAAAUGGGGGAGGAAGUGUCACAGGCCCGGGGUUCAAAGGUCACAUUGCUUGGGUUUAAGUCUGGGUGGGUCUUGCUGCUUCGGAUCCUUUAACAGAGCUCUGAGGUGUCAUGGGAGAUACUCCCAUUCUCUAACUGUCCCCACUUUUAAAUAGGAAAUCAUCUAAUGUCGUUUGCUGAAUGCCAAUAAUAAUCAUUUUGCUGAUAAUAAUAAUUACAGAAAAAUAAUUCACAUAACAUGAAUUUAGGACCAAAAUGAAACAAACCAGUCACUUUUGUUUAACUGUGACUUUUUUCUGCUCAAAGGGGAAUGUAUGUCAUAAAAUGUGGAAUAUGUGGAUUUUAAAUUGUAUGAGUUUUAUAUCAGCAGAUAUGGGUGGUACUGUGGUGCAGUUGAGACCAACUGGUUAGAGCUGCCAGCCAGAAAGCAUUAUGAACCAUUUAGUUUGAAUGUUUCAAAGCUACUUGUUUUUUUAUGAGGUGCUCUUCCAACAUCUGCAUUUGAUUUUGUGCAAUAUACAUAUAUAAAUAUAUAAAUAUGAACCAAGGCUUUCCAAGUCUGCCUGUAAUGUAUAUUUCAGUGGGUUCUUUUGUGAUGCUGCUGUACUUUGCACCGGUAGCCUUGAAUUCUUCUUGUAGACACUGAAUAUUUUCAAAUGUACAGGCUUUGUUUGGUAGAUGUAUUUCAUAGGAGUUUUAUUAAAGUUAUUUUACAUUUAACUUAUUUU
This is a messenger RNA of Megalops cyprinoides (Indo-Pacific tarpon), 5491 nucleotides long. RefSeq names its product phosphatidylinositol-4,5-bisphosphate 3-kinase, catalytic subunit beta (gene pik3cb). Gene Ontology annotation, biological process: phosphatidylinositol 3-kinase/protein kinase B signal transduction; cell migration; phosphatidylinositol-mediated signaling. Gene Ontology annotation, cellular component: plasma membrane; cytoplasm; phosphatidylinositol 3-kinase complex. The coding region runs from base 462 to 3689 and encodes 1075 amino acids. The record is from RefSeq and is a predicted model, not a curated record. Gene Ontology annotation, molecular function: 1-phosphatidylinositol-4-phosphate 3-kinase activity; 1-phosphatidylinositol-3-kinase activity. NCBI's taxonomy places the organism in Eukaryota, Metazoa, Chordata, Actinopteri, Elopiformes, Megalopidae. The transcript is spliced from 24 exons.